Podarcis muralis (Common wall lizard) is the source of this 2966-nucleotide messenger RNA. RefSeq names its product cytosolic 5'-nucleotidase 1A-like. Gene Ontology annotation, molecular function: 5'-nucleotidase activity; magnesium ion binding; nucleotide binding. The record is from RefSeq and is a predicted model, not a curated record. NCBI's taxonomy places the organism in Eukaryota, Metazoa, Chordata, Lepidosauria, Squamata, Lacertidae. Gene Ontology annotation, biological process: adenosine metabolic process; nucleotide metabolic process. Gene Ontology annotation, cellular component: cytoplasm; cytosol.
CGCUGCUCAGAGAUGCCCUGUCAUUGCUGCGAUGGUUCCACCCAUCGCCAGACUCUUCCUCACCCCACCGCUCUGGCAUGUUGACAGCGACCUGGCGCAAAGCACGCUGGGAAAGCGAGUCCGCCGCCUUCUUUGUCGUCGUCGGAAGAGGGAAGAAAGGCAGCGGCGUUGACCACAAGUCCCAGGAUGCCUGGCGCCUCUACUUCUGCCGGAUAGAAAGAGGCAGCAUCUUUUUAAAAUACUGGGUGUUUUGGAUGAGACAAGUUGCAUUUGCGUUUGGUCAGAAGCGGAAGAUGGCAGACCUCGAAAGCACAGUCAUAAACACCAGUGUGACCCAGAAAGAUCCCAAGGAAGCUCUAGUCAUUGCUGUGACAACAAGGGCUAUUUUCAACCUGGAAAAGGAGCACGAGAUCUUUUUGACAAAGGGAAAGGAGGAGUACGUGAAGCAUCAGCAAACGAACGAGAACAACCCUUUGGAGCCAGGGACAGCCUUUGCUUUUAUCCAGGCAGCACAGUUUGUGAACAAGAAACUUCUUGAAAGAGACCCAGAGGAGAAGGAGCUCUUUGACGUGAUUGUCCUCUCCAAUAACAGUCCAGAGAGUGGUGUGCGGGUCAUCAACAGUGCUAAGCAACAUGGUCUGGAGAUCUCCAAGUUUUGUUUUGUCAGUGAUGAAGAUUCUACCCAGUACUUGAAAACCCACAAUGUGAAGCUUUUCCUCUCAGCUGACAUGACAGAUGUGUGCAAUGCGCUUCAAAGAGGAGUUUCAGCAGCACUCAUCUUCCAGCAGGAGAUCCAGGCUCCCAGCACCCAGCUGCACGUCGUCUUUGACGGUGAUGCUGUACUCUUUUCAGACGAGACGGAGCGGGUCUUUCGUGAGAAGGGGCUGGAGGGGGCUGUAGCGUAUGAGAAAAAGAUGGAAAGUGUGCCCAUGGGAGAGGGCCCACUGAAAGCAUUUGCUUUGCAUCUUGGGAAGAUGCGCCAAAAAUUUGGCAAAGAGGACUCUCCCAUCCGCAUUUACUUGGUAACUGCCCGCAGUGGCCGUGACAUGGGCAUCCGGGCCAUAAAAACGCUUCGGGAAUGGGGCCUGGCAAUUGAUGAGGCCUUCUUCAUGGAUGGAGCACCUAAAGGCCCCAUACUCUCCAAGAUUCAGCCCCACAUCUUCUUUGACGAUGGUCUUCACAAUAUCCAGGGUGCCCAGGAUGUUGGCAUACCCUCUGCCCUGGUUCCUUGUGACUGCUGACAGGGACCACAUCAUGGCCGCAAUAUUGUGGUGAUUGAACAAAUUGAAGGAUGGCUGGGCAAAGCCUUCAGACUGACAGGACAAAGUUGAAAUGGCAUUGACUACAUUUAGGGACCAAGGGAACAAAACUGCUGAAUGAAGAUACAGUGUUGGCUGCUUUGCUGCGAUAUAUUCUGAACAAAUCCAAAUACUGUAUGGACCCAUUUAACUUGAGCAGCGGAAAGCUCAUAAAGGAACAAUGACUGAAGUAUAACAGAUUAACUUGAUAGCUAAAUGGUGACUAGAAAAAAAGCAGAGUGAUUGCUGGGGUUUUUUUUAGCCUUUUUUAUUGCACUAAAAUGAAUUUUCAUUUACCGGUAUUAGCUGUUGCUCUAAUAUUUUAUAUAUAUGUAUGCAAAAAGAGCAGAAAUAAAAAUAGUGGGUUUUUAAAAAUACAAACUAAAAUGGCACUGAUCAGAAAUAUAAUGGUGAAGUUGUCCUAAGGUAUAAAUGCAGGAGAUAAGCUAAUUUCCCCAGAAUUUCACUGAACUCAUCAUUGAUUCAUUUUAUUUGUAUGCCACUUUUCCACAAAAAAAUGCUCAAAGUGGCUUAUAAGAAAGAAACAAGGACACAUUUCAAACAAACACCACAAAAACAAAUUUAUAAUAACACAGCAAAACAAUAAUAACUACCAUCGGAACCACACCUCUGAGAAAGGAGGGGAGGGUGGCUCUAAGGUAGUCCACGCUUGUGGUGAUUGUUGCACUCUUUCCCAAAAUGUUGAAUUUUCUGCUUCCACUCAUGCAAUAGGACCUCCCCCUCGCCUCUCCCCAAGAUCCAGAAGGUUCCUCAAACAUCUGGAGCAGAUUUUCUGGGUGCACAGAGGCGGAGGCGACAAGGCAGUCCCACACUACCGUCCCAAUGAAAAUCCACCCACCCCAAAAAGCACCUGCUAUUUAUCCUGGGAAGAAAGUUUCUGUUAGUGCACAUGGAAAUAGAUUUUUUAAAAUAAAUAAAUUAGUAUUAUUAAGGGCCUAGAAAGCUCAAUAACAUGCAAUGGUAAAAAUCCUCCAAUGCAGCUUUAAUGGGGGGAAAGAAGUUGUUUGCCCCUAGGGACAAAUAAAAUAUUAGCAAGUAUUACAUUAAGUUUAUUAUUACAGCCUGGAAGGAACUACAAACAGAAGCAUCAAAGGUUCAUCAUGAGAGAGUGUGUACAUGAGUGCCUUUUUCAGCCACGUCCAGAAUUCUGCUGAGGUCAGUGGAGUGUUGACUUUAAGUGGGGCAACUGAUGCCCUGUUAGAAUUGUUGUUGUUGUUUAGUCAUUUAGUCAUGUCCGACUCUUCGUGGACCAGAGCAUGCCAGGCACUCCUGUCUUCAACUGCCUCUCGCAGUUUGGUCAAACUCAUGCUGGUAACUUCGAGAACACUGUCCAACCAUCUCGUCCAAUACAGAAUCUAAAACUGGCCAAUCUGUUUAUACCACACGGGGGCAGCACAGAGCUCUCUACCAAAGCUGGCAUGGUUUAGCCCAGAGGUUUUCAACAUUUUUGAGCCCAGGCUCCCUUGACCAAUUACAUUCUUUCUGCGGCACCCCUGUGGGGCUCAGGAGCCCAGUUAUGUCACCCCUCGCCUGCAGAGCUGGCAGCCUCUUAUGCUUUUUCUAAUAUCCUCCUUUGUAGAGUGUUCCCUCAGCCUCCUCUCAUCUCUCCUUGGGAGUCCUCUAGGCAGCUGCUGCCAUCAUCCCUGG